Molecule: messenger RNA, 1512 nt
Organism: Plasmodium fragile
Lineage: Eukaryota; Apicomplexa; Aconoidasida; Haemosporida; Plasmodiidae
Exons: 2
Coding region: 1-1512 (503 amino acids)
Source: RefSeq, a predicted model, not a curated record
AUGAAAUAUCUGGAGAAAGAUUCGCAAGAGAGCAGACCUCAUUACAAUGAUAGGGAUUAUGGCUCAGAGAGAAAAGACUACCGAAGUAGUUACAAAAAAGUAUUGUGGCCACUGAAUCUUAGGAUUCACGAUGUUGAAGAUAAAAAUUUAAAGAAAGAGUUGUGCCUAACUGUUAGUAACAUACCAGUUGACUGGACAAAGCUUGAUAUUACCUGGUUUUUUAGGGAAUAUUUUUACAAGCUAGCCAUUGACAGGAGCAUCGAGUUCCCGCUAAUCGAAGAGGUGUAUAUGAUAAAAAAUGAGCCGUCUGCUAUUUUGGCGUGUCACGAUUCCGUGUCGAGGGAGACAAUUCAGAACCUGUCCAACUGCACGGUUAGGAGUGUUAAGGAUAAAAAAAAAAUUAUGCUGAACAUACAGCCGUAUUACAAGGAGGAGGAGGUGGCGGAAAAGGAGAAAGGGAAAAACAGGGAUGGAAAAAAGGAGAACGGCGAAGAGGGAGACAGAGAGAGUAAUGGAGAGGGAAAGGAAGACAAGAAUGGCGACACCGAGGAAGAGGAAGAAGCAAAUGGAAAGCACUCCCAGGAAGAGAAAGAGGACACUGAGGGAGGGAGAAGCAAAGGUGAAAAGGAAAUACCGGGCGACGAUGAAAAUAAAAAAAUAAAAAGGAUGAGAAAGCGCUCCGCGACCCCGCCAACAAAACAUGGAAUGGAAUGGCCAAAGGACCUAGAACUAAGGAACUGCAACGAUAUAGACCUGCGGAGAAAAUUGUGCGUCUUCGGAAGAUAUAAGCCACUGCAUUGGGGUGUGAAAGAAUUGACUUCAUUUCUAAAGUACUAUUUUGAUACCUUAAAAAGAGAUCACGAAAAUUUUGAAAUUCCAGAAAUAAGUUAUAUGUGGGCAGAUAAAGGAACCCACUUAGUGACUUUUGCAUGCAGGAAUGAAAAGUCGAGGUACAACAUGCUGUUAGUAAGGGCAUGCUACCUAAAUGAGGAUGAUGCGAAACAUAAUAUAAAAAAUGCAUUAAGAGUAUGGAUACAGUUUGAAAAAUGGACCCCAUAUAAAAACCCCAUAAAUUCAAAAUAUAAAAAUUAUAACAUGCCAAGAGGUGAUUUUAACAAAUAUUCCUAUCCACAUGAACACACCAUGGAUAGAGGUAGUUAUACACGGAGCUACAGACAUCCUCCGUAUGAUGAUUACCCAAAACAUAGAGCUGGUUCUUACAGAUAUAGUGGAAAUGGACAUAGCAGAAUGACCCCCCCUUCAAAUUAUUACCAUCAUAAUUCUGAUGAUAGAGGUCGAAGAAAUUAUGACCAUGUGAAACAUCCCUACCAAAAUAGAUCCCCUUCUCCUCAUGCACAAUCACAUCACAACAAAUAUAAGAAAAAAUACUCGCGUUCUCCUACCCCUAAAGAUUAUCAUAAAAAGAAAAUUAAAAGAUCCAGGUCCCAUGACACAUACAAGGAGGAAAGCAACACCCACUCUCGUAAACAUAAGAGCAACGCAUACCAUUAG